GUUUUUAUUGUAUAAACCAUUUUGAACCAUGGCAGACAGAAGAGGGUCAGCAAAAGUAGGAUAUUGGAUGUGGGAUCAUUUUAAUAAUACAUUAAUGUUCAUGGGUUAUGAUCCGACUGCUCAGCAAAGAUUGAAGUCAAAGAGUACUGCUACAGAAUCUACCACCGCCAUUAAUGUAGUAGUUGAUACCACAUUUAAAGACACAUUUGGAACUGCUUCUCAAACUAGGUUUAGAAAAAUCUACGAAAGAAGAGUGAGGAUAAAUGAUCUGAAUGUAGUUAUUUUACAAGAUUGCAAAGAUGUGGCACUCUUUUCAUGCGACCCGAAACUUUUAACGUUGGAAUUUGUCAGUUUCUUUCACACCAAAGCUGUAGACAGAUUUUUGCGAUCGGCGAUUAUAUAUUUUCAAUAUUAUCUACAGGUUUGGCACAGAAUGCAGUUUCGAAGGGUGGAAGCCAGUCGCAAAUUGCGUCAACCUGUCGUAACAGAACUAGAAAACGUGAUCAGGGACGAUUUAGCUGAUCUUCGUAGUAUGCUGGCACGGGACUAUGCGGUUAUAUUAACUGGCGUAGGAGAUUCGAAAAAGUUCCAUCACAUGUAUAAUAAAAAUAAUGUUUCUUUGUCCGACAAAGACAGAAAACGGUUUGAAAUGUUCGUUAAAAUGGCUGUCAGAGUUAUAUGGAUUGCUUUAAAAAAGAAAAAUUUGACCAUUAUAGAAAAAGAACUAAACAGGCUUCUUCGAACGACCAUUUUCAGUCCGAUGGAACAUGACCAAUACAAGAUGUACCAAUUCUUACCUACACCCGAAGAAGCAAGAAUUCUGAAAGGAAAAGCUUGUACAAGCGAGAAGAAACUACUACACAGAUCUCCUCUGAUACAAGAAAUCGUUUUCGACCAGCACGAUUAUAGAAUGCUAUGUAUUGGAGUUACGGACGUCGAAGACCGUAGCGAACGCCUCGAUUAUCUAAGAAUGGCAUACACUGUACCGGAAGAACUACUCGAAGAAUUGGAAGUUGGUGUUGGCAUUUUAGGCGUUCCAAAGAAAUUCUUGGAUCCUGUUUUAAAUGAAGAAUUAAUGACGACAAGGAAACGUAGUUCUGUCAUGAAACCCGUUCCUGACUUCGUUAUGCCUCCCCAAACGCCGUAUGAUUAUUCGAAAUUGUCUGAAACUUUGCCGAAGAUAAAAUGUAAAUAUCGAGAAUCUCCAGUCGCUACUAAAGCUAGAAAAACACAAUGUAAAUUGUGGCGACAUUACGUAAAAGAUAUGCCGUCGGAAAUGGAUCAAAUACCAUCAACUAUGCUCCCAUAUAUAACCUCGUCAAAAAUUUAUGAAACAAGUUAAUAAAAUAUCAUACUGG
Molecule: messenger RNA, 1358 nt
Organism: Diabrotica balteata
Lineage: Eukaryota; Metazoa; Arthropoda; Insecta; Coleoptera; Chrysomelidae
Source: the annotation of a GenBank genome assembly